UUGAGGUAAGCACGCAGGUACCUUCAGCUCAUGCCCGGGUAUCAAGAGAAGCAGAGCCUUCUGCGGUAAUCCACCAGCGAAGACCAGAGUGCCUCCGAGAUGAGCGACGCCCGGGCCUCCGAGAAUAGCGCCAGUGGUCCCGACUUCGAGGACCACCCAGGGAGCAGCUCUUCUCUGAACUGCCUGACUAAAGCUCAAGAUCUCGGUGUGGCUCCACGCUCACCCCAUUCCGUUGGGGCUCGCACGACAAGGUUCUUCGGCUACUGGAGGAUGCGCGCAGAGCGGACGGGCAACUUCUUGCUGUUCUGCCUGGCCGGCACGACGUUCGCAGCUCUGUCCUGCCUCGCCUUCAUGGUCAUGCGCCUGAACGAGACCGUGGUCUCACUCGAGUGGCGUUUGGCGCGCGCCCUGGUCAGCCGCAUCUAUCGCGGAGACUGACCACGUCGAGCAGCUAUUGCGAGGAUCGUACGAGCAAAGGCGACGACCCCGAUCAUUGUGCGGCGAACUGGAAAUGAAACAGCGCAGAAGAUGAGAAAGAGGGAAGCACGACUCAUCCAGUGUCUGCAUGGGUCUAACAAAACUGUAUUACAUUUCACUACGUUCCCGUGCAGGCAUGCAGCAACCGGCCUACGUCAGCACACUACGGUUAUGCACGUUGUACCGCUUACUUGGCGAGUUAAUCGACACUUCCUUAGAAACAAUUGAUUAACUUGAUUCAGGCUCUGCCCGGCCCACGACAGAGUCCCUAGCAGUGAUAUACCGACUGGAGAAUGGUUAUAAAACACUUGAUAAUUGAACCCGAGGGCAAAUAGUAAUGGAAGAAAUAAAGCGCGAUAUCGACAGUUUUAUAUAGCUUAUUCUAAAGUAUGCUGCUUAGUUUGGCUUGAAUGGUAAUGGAAGUGACGUUUGGUUGUUGCAUCACCAACUUUGUUGCUCAAGGCACGCCGGGAAGACCGUACUGCACGAUGCGUAUACAGUGACCUAUACUCGAAAGUUCCCUCCUCUGGUGAUCAGCGCUCAUCUGGUGGUAAACUCUUCUUGUUUCGUGAGCGUAUCCUAUAAUAUUUAUCAGUAUUGUGGUUAUUAUGAAUAGUAACAAGCAACACCAAUUUAAACGUGAAUGAAAAAUAUUUGUCUGAAACACUACAUAGUCUGAACAAACGCAUAUGAGGAGUGAUACCGCGCUGCAGCCACAUCCUAAGCAAGCCGUAGUCCCCAGAACGUGCGAGGAUUCUUGCGUAUCGAGACUAUUGAAAUGUCAGUCGCGUUCGGAAACACACGAACGCAUAACCUACGCUUCCUCACACCUUGCUGGACUUCUGUAGGCGCACCGUCAACGAUCUGCCCUCAGAUCACGCGGGAUGUAUAAAAAAAAAAAAACAGUUUCAUUUCCGAUUGCUGCCUCUUAAGGCGCUUAGAGGUACCUGCUUUAGCGGUGUUUCACGUCAAACCGCCAUAGACUCGUCGUGAGAAAGCACUGUGUCUUGAGAAAGAGUUCGACGGCCUCAGCUGUAGGUGACACCGGCAGAGGAAAUGUCAGGCGGAGGACCUUGGAAUCAAGCUGGAAACCCAAUAAUCCCUCUACUCGCGUACACCGGCAAUGUCGCCAACCUGGUCCUACUUGCGUACUACUUUCUGAAUACUUCCAUCGUUCUUGCAACACUCACCGACCUCAGCUUCUACGGUCACUAGUUCAAUUAGCAAAGCAAAAAGCCAUAUUUUCUUUUCUUCUAGAGCUGCACUGGAAGAAUGUCCCGAAUCAUGAAGCGAUCGUAAGCAAAAAUACUUAGGGUGCUUGGAGAGGAUGCCGAAAAAACAUUUCGCAAUCAUUCGCACAACAAAGUUGACAUUUGGAAAGAGAAACAUACAUCUUCAGUGUAGUUUAUUUGCCCUAUACGGACACUGCAUUGAGGGCCAUGUUGAUAAAGCAUAAAUAAUUUUCCGGGUUUCGCGUGGGAAGGCAAUGGUCAAAUUAUCAGGCACGCUGUAUAUUGAGAAUUGAGAAAAAAAUUGGCAUGACUGCGGUUGCUUAACGUGUGCCUAGUGUGCAGUACACAGUAUUUUUUAC
Messenger RNA from Dermacentor andersoni, 2068 nucleotides. RefSeq lists its product as uncharacterized. The record is from RefSeq and is a predicted model, not a curated record. NCBI's taxonomy places the organism in Eukaryota, Metazoa, Arthropoda, Arachnida, Ixodida, Ixodidae.